Molecule: messenger RNA, 1317 nt
Organism: Paraglomus brasilianum
Lineage: Eukaryota; Fungi; Glomeromycota; Glomeromycetes; Paraglomerales; Paraglomeraceae
Source: the annotation of a GenBank genome assembly
AUGGGUGGGUCAGUCAUUUUGUCUGUGGUACAAGAGACCAUACCAUACAUGUCUGUCGGAGAAACCGAGUUGUACAAAAUGCAAAUCUACGGAAGCAACCCCGAGGCCGUAGAUAAAUUGGAAAAAGAGUUUGGUCUUGAUAACAACAAGUACCAAAGGCAUAGCAAAUCAGCAAAAAGACGGCAGCAAGUUCCGCAAACAACUCUCACAUACAAUACACCUCUCACCGAUAAUGCACCUCUCACCGAUAAUUCAUCUCCCACUAAUGAUAUACCUUUAGUAUCUGACACACAAGACUUUACACAAAUUAAUACUUUAUUGGUUGUGAAUCCUUUGAAACUUCCUGCAAAAAACAUGACACUUUUCUCUUUCGAAGUUGAAGAAUUGGUAGACUUUCGUUUGCGCGUGUUGCAGGAAGUGAGAUUGCUAUCGGAGAAUACUCACAUAAAAUCAAAAGAUAUGAUUCUAUCGUAUCGAACGACUAAAACAGGUGUCGGGACGGCAUUGUGUGUUGAUGACGAUUAUCGGAAAUUCCUGGAGGAGUAUAAAUUGCUGCAAGUGUCACAAAAAAAGAAAGAAAUGACAAUCAUCGUGACACUAAAAAAGCCACUAAAGCGUAAGGACAUGUCAGAUGAUGAGGCAUCCGCAAGUACGGACGCAAGUGAAGACAGAGGAGGGUGGGGUCGUCAGAAGAAAAAGAAAAAGAAGAAAAAAACGAAACAUUCGGGCCUUGACAAGGCAACCGAGGAGAAGGCAACAAAGAUAAAUGAAAUAAGGAAUCGAUAUUACUGCAGUGAACAUGGUCAUCCGUGCCUAAUUGACGAAAAUGGUCAUCUCAAGCUCACAGCAGCGCAUUUAACAGUAUGGGCCUACGACUGGACACAGGGAGUAGCGGGUUUAGAUACUCCACCUACACACCCAAUCUUUCGUUCUGUCCAAAAAAAGAAAACACCAAUUAAACAACUAAUCUCACAAUCACUUCAAUCUGCCUCAAAUAUGCCUCAUUACGCCCCUCCGACUUGUACAUACUGCCACUGUCAACAGUUUCUGCCGUCUCAACAUUCAUAUCAUCACCCAUUCAAUUACAUGCCUCACCAUACGGCAAAAAGGAAAACACCGACUAUGCAUGAGUUUCUUGAAGAACUUGACAAAACGCAUGGUGAAGGAGAGUUCACUCAGUAUCUGGACAUAUUCUUGGAAAAUAAAAUUACGAUAUCUAGCAUUAAACAUCUUAAUGAUAACUAUUUUAAUCUAAUGGGUAUUGACAAAAUCGGGCAUAGAAUUCUUCUUCUUCAAGCGGCAAUUGAUUGCGAAUAA